AUGACUCUUGACAGCACUCGUCAAAUAACGCACACGGCAUUCACAACACAGACUCAACGCCCUCCUUCUGUCUUCCUAGGUGAUAUCCAACCGCUAAAAUCGACAGACACCUCGGGUGCGAUCCUUUGUGCUGAUGAGCUCGUCGAGAAUUUGAAUGCUAUGAGUUCUGUGGCAUCGAGUAAUAUAAGCGAGGAGGACCUUUUCAUCACCAUUGAUCUGUUAGAGGUGCAAAGCGCAGACCGUACCGGCUGGUUUUCAAUUCAGGAAGUUCUGUCGACAGAUGAUGUUGACAUACAGUCCAUGUAUUUCCACCUGACGGACGUUCAACAUUCAGCCAUCUUUGCUGAUAUCCGAGCUUUCUCAGGAUACUAUCUACCGUCUCCUACCGUCUAG
Messenger RNA from Suillus plorans, 393 nucleotides. RefSeq lists its product as uncharacterized. The record is from RefSeq and is a predicted model, not a curated record. Bases 1 to 393 code for a protein of 130 amino acids. The transcript is spliced from 3 exons. NCBI's taxonomy places the organism in Eukaryota, Fungi, Basidiomycota, Agaricomycetes, Boletales, Suillaceae.